Messenger RNA from Folsomia candida, 2450 nucleotides. RefSeq lists its product as uncharacterized. NCBI's taxonomy places the organism in Eukaryota, Metazoa, Arthropoda, Collembola, Entomobryomorpha, Isotomidae. The transcript is spliced from 4 exons. The record is from RefSeq and is a predicted model, not a curated record. Bases 243 to 1373 code for a protein of 376 amino acids.
UCUGUUGCAAGUAGUUACAAGUCUUAGCAUUUCUGACGUAGGAAAUUAUAUUGCUUCAGACUAAAUUGAGUUUCUGCUAAAUAUUCCUCGAACAAAUAUAUUCCAAUUCGAAACGUUCCAUCUGCAGGAAAGCGUACAUACAUAAUGGAACAUCAAAAACUGGUGGGCAAUUAAUGAAUUUAGUCACCAUGAUAUUUUUGUAACCGUCUCAUCUAUAUACUUGUUGCCGCCUUGGACCUAACAUGUACAAAAAACAAAAUCGAAAACAGUCGACCCUUGGUUGGAACAAAUCACGACUUAUUUCACUAAUAAUUAACCGUAAGCAGAGGAUGUGUGGUCUAAGAUUUGGAAUUCUUGCAAGUGCCUUGCUGGUGUUUCUUACAUAUAUGUAUCUUUAUUACACAAAUAUAUACCCGCAUGAAUGGAGGCCAGAAAUUAGAGAACUUGAUCAAGAAAAUAAACUACACGUGCGCUGCGACCCCCUUGAUAAAUCAAAACAAUGCGUCACAAUUGUCACUGCAUUUUUCUCCGCUGGAAAAUCAAAACAUUCUCUAGACGAAUAUAAAUCCUGGAUGAAGAACUUUUUUGACCAGGUUGAGUCACCCGUCGUGGUAUUUACACAGCCAUCUAUGAGAGAAACCAUGGAAAAGAUGCGAGUCGGAAAACCAAUACAUUUCUUGAUAUACGACGAAAUUUGGGACCUUCCGUGGCUAAAUGAACCUCAUUUUUUGUAUAAGGAUUACCACGAAAUAAAUAAGCUAGAUCCCGAACGGGCCUAUCACUCUCCGGAGCUGUAUGCAAAUUGGAAUUCAAAACCGUGGAUGCUAAAAACCGUUACCGAAAUAAAUCCAUUCAACUCUACCUACUUUUAUUGGAUGGAUAUUGGCUCUGUAAGAAAUCCUAAGACCAAAUUGAAUAAAUUUCUUAAUGUUGACCGAGCAAUUGAGGUGUUUGGCAGGAAUGAGAGAUCGGAAAAUUAUCACAAACUCAAUGUGUUUAGCGUUGCGAAUUUGGAUGACUUAAAUUUAUUCAGAGAUGCAAAAACUUUGGAAGAAAUGCCGAACACGAGCUUUCUUAUUGGCGGAUUUUUUGGAGGAACAAUAUACAGCAUUUACUGGUUUAAUGACACAUUUUACAAAUUACACAACGACUGGUUGAGCGACGGAAUUUUCGUUGGAAAAGACCAAGUCCUUUAUAACUGGAUAGCCAUUAGGAAUCCUCAGCGUUACCGAGUAGUUUGUAGUUGUGAACAAGUGCCAUGGACUUGUGACGACAUUUGGUUUUACUUUCAAGCAUGGUACUCAGGAAAGAGUUCGGCGUGCAGUACUGCAAGUGUCAAAAAUAUGGUAGAGUUUCUCUUUAGACUAAGAUAAAUAAUUUUGCAGGAUAAAUUCUUAAUUGAAAUUAAUUAUUUAUGAUAAUGAUAAAAAUAAUAUGAGACAUGAUAAAAAGAAGAUUAAAAAUCGUUAAAGAAAAAAUUGUACAACCUCGGCAAACUGAUGAAAUACAAAAACGUGUAAUUCUACCAUGGGCAGGAAAACCAACCACCAAAAUUGCUCAGUUUUUGCGCAGGAAACUAUCAUGGGAAAUUGGAUAUUAUCCUGGCCAAAAAGUAUCAACAUUUGUGUGCAACAUGAAACAAAAACCAAAACCACUGAAUGCAGGAAUUUAUGAAUUUAAUUGCGCGAACUGUCCCAAAAAAUAUAUUGGUGAAAGUGGAAGAUGCAUAGAGAAACGCUUUUCAGAACAUCAAAAUGACGUAAGAAGAUCGAACAUCAAGUCACCCAUUUUCCUCCACACAGCUGAAGACCAACAUGAGAUUGACACAAUAUCUUUGAAAAUGAUCAUGAAGGAGCCAAGAAAAUUUCAAAGGAAGUUCAAAGAGGCUCUACUAAUCAGAAGCUCAACUAAUAUUAUGAAUUCAUCUAAAGGAAUGAAUGUCAAUAGUAUAUGGUGCUCAACACUUGUAAAUUUUUUAAAAUUUGGUCCCGUAACUUAGUUGCUAAAGGUAUUCAAAAACAACGAAAAUUGAUGUACAUGUUUAUCAAUUAAUUUUUCGAAUUUGUAACGACCUGAUGAAGGAUUAAGCAUUCCGAAAGCUAGUGUCAAAUUUUAUAAUAAAUAUGAUGUCCUCAGAAUCCAUGCAUUCUUCUUCAAAUUAAUUAUUUAUUUGGCAAAUUUCGCUAAGUAACGAAAAACCAUGUAGAUAAUAACUUUUAUGAAAGACUAAUAUAUGAUAGUAAGUUAGUUUAGUAAUAAAGUUAAAUGUUUUUAUUAUCACUAAUAAUAAAAGUAUUUAGUAUGUACAUGCAUAUAAAAGGUUUUGUGUAUUAGGUUUGAAAUGCAGUGUGAUGACAACUCGGGCACCACUAACUGCCAUAUGUCACACUUACCAAUUGCAAAGGAAAUAUUUCUAGAAAUGGAUAUAUUUAUGUAUAUUAAAAGAUAAA